AUGCCUGAGCGGAGCAACGACUACCGUGUGGUGGUGUUUGGGGCAGCCGGAGUCGGAAAGAGUUCGCUCGUUCUCAGGUUUGUCCGGGGCACUUUCCGGGAAACCUACGUGCCGACCAUCGAAGACACCUACCGCCAAGUCAUCUGCUGCGAAAAGAGCGUCUGCACCCUCCAGAUCACCGACACAACAGGUAGUCACCAAUUUCCAGCCAUGCAAAGGCUGUCCAUUUCCAAGGGUCACGCCUUCAUCCUGGUGUACUCCGUCACCAGCAAGCAGUCCCUGGAAGACCUGCUGCCCAUCUACGAGCAAAUCCGCCAGAUCAAAGGCGAUGUGCAGAAGGUCCCCAUCAUGCUGGUGGGCAACAAAACCGACGAGGACCAGAGGGAACUGCAGGCCAGCGAAGGCGAAGCUCUGGCCAACAAGUGGAACUGCUCGUUCAUGGAGACCUCUGCCAAGAACAACUCCAACGUGCAGGAGCUCUUCGAGGAGCUGCUGAACCUGGAGAAGAGGAGACCUGUGUGCCUACAGGUGGAUGGCAAGAAAGCCAAGCCGCCCACCAGAGCCGCCCGGCUGAGAGGCAAGUGCUGUCUUAUGUAA
Molecule: messenger RNA, 597 nt
Organism: Trichosurus vulpecula (common brushtail)
Lineage: Eukaryota; Metazoa; Chordata; Mammalia; Diprotodontia; Phalangeridae
Gene: DIRAS3
Product: DIRAS family GTPase 3
Exons: 1
Coding region: 1-597 (198 amino acids)
Biological process (GO): signal transduction
Cellular component (GO): plasma membrane
Molecular function (GO): GDP binding; GTPase activity; GTP binding
Source: RefSeq, a predicted model, not a curated record